CCCGCCCCUGGGCCAUCUCCCUGUAGAUCCGCCCCGACCCCCAUAAACAUGCCAGGGUACCUCGCCCAGGCCGCUCGGGGAGGGGCGAGAGGGGGAGGCUAGGGAGCACACUGCGGGAGAUGCUCGCAGGCUCUCCUCCGGUUGCUCCCCACGACCUCGAGCCCCGUGAAGUGGGGUUGUGCGUGGGGACCCCAUAAGCCUCCAAAUGACCCCCACGCCCUUCCUCAGCGGCGCCCCCUACUGUGACCUGGCUCUGCCAGGCUCACUUUUGGCUCUCUUCCUAGCCCCCCCAGAUUGAGUGGCGGCCACGGAUCGAGCGGGGAGGCCAACCCAAGGUGCCCACGUCCCAAGAUUUCAGCUCCGCCCGCCCGGAAGCAGAGAGCUAGGCCAAGGAAGGGGGAGGUGGGCGAGGGCCACCGCUCAGACCCGGUCUCCAGGCAGGUCUGUUGGAAAGAAGGAGAGGCCAAGAGGGAGGAGGAGGAGACCUGGGUAGGCUCAAAUCCAGCUUUCAAAAAAACACCCUAGACCUAAAGAGCUUCCUAUACCCCCAAAUGGAGCCUCAAGUUUUCAUCUGCUCUUUUCUUCUGCUCCCUUCCCCCACCUGCAGUCACCAUGGCCUCAGAAGCAGAAAAAACAUUCCACCGGUUUGCUGUCUUCGGAGACACAUCCAGCAGCGGCACCGAAAUUACCAACAAGAACUUCUCCAAACUCUGUAAAGACUGCGGCAUCAUGGAUGGCAAGGCGGUGACCUCCACAGAUGUGGACAUUGUGUUCAGCAAAGUGAAGGCCAAGAAUGCCAGAACCAUCAACUUUCAGCAGUUUCAAGAGGCGAUGAAGGAGCUGGGCCAAAAGCGCUUCAAGGGGAAGAGCCUAGAUGAGGCUUUGGAAAAUAUUUAUAAACUCAUGGAAGGCAAGGACCCCGCCACCACUGGUGUUACUAAAGCAACAACAGUGGGCGGCGUCGACCGGUUGACAGACACCAGUAAGUACACUGGAACCCACAAGGAGCGCUUUGACGAGAGCGGCAAAGGGAAGGGCAUCGAAGGACGGGAAGAGACCACGGACAACUCAGGCUAUGUGAGCGGCUACAAGGGGGCCGGCACCUAUGACCAAAAAAGCAAGUAGAGAGGAGCCGUCUUCACCUGCUAGUUUCCUGACUCUGGGUUCUUCACACCAGGAACCCUAGGAGAUAAUAAACUUCGUGUGUGCAGCA
Messenger RNA from Onychomys torridus (southern grasshopper mouse), 1213 nucleotides. RefSeq names its product tubulin polymerization promoting protein family member 2 (gene Tppp2). The record is from RefSeq and is a predicted model, not a curated record. The coding region runs from base 613 to 1125 and encodes 170 amino acids. NCBI's taxonomy places the organism in Eukaryota, Metazoa, Chordata, Mammalia, Rodentia, Cricetidae. The transcript has 5 exons. Gene Ontology annotation, cellular component: microtubule. Gene Ontology annotation, biological process: microtubule bundle formation; positive regulation of protein polymerization; microtubule polymerization. Gene Ontology annotation, molecular function: tubulin binding.